Poecile atricapillus (Black-capped chickadee) is the source of this 4398-nucleotide messenger RNA. RefSeq names its product RecQ like helicase 4 (gene RECQL4). The record is from RefSeq and is a predicted model, not a curated record. The coding region runs from base 276 to 4361 and encodes 1361 amino acids. NCBI's taxonomy places the organism in Eukaryota, Metazoa, Chordata, Aves, Passeriformes, Paridae. Gene Ontology annotation, molecular function: nucleic acid binding; 3'-5' DNA helicase activity; ATP binding. Gene Ontology annotation, cellular component: nucleus; chromosome; cytoplasm. Gene Ontology annotation, biological process: DNA replication; double-strand break repair via homologous recombination. The transcript is spliced from 20 exons.
CUUACUGCUGUCUGUCGUUGUUUUAUUAAAAGCUCAUUGGUUGGCGCGCUGUGUGGGUGGGUGUUUUUAAAUCCCGCCUUCCCAUUGGCUCAACUUACUGUCAAUCAGCAAUCCUUGCCGUCCCAUUGGCUGGCGUUUGGCGGGAGAGGGAAGUUUGCUCUGUCCCUCUCUCCCCGAAUCCCGAUCCCCAUCCCUGGUUCCCGUUCCCGGUCCCCGAUCCCGAUCCCCGGUUCCCGAUCCCCGGUUCCCGAUCCCCGAUCCCCGAUCCCGCGGCCAUGGAGCGGCAGCAGGAGCUGAAGGUGCUGCUGAAGCGCUGGGAAGCGGAAUUUCUCCGGGAACGGCAGCGGAAACCCAGCCAGGCCGACAUCGAGGAGGCUCCAGAGGAAACCCGGAAUCUCUACAAGGAGUACAAGAUGCUGAAACAGCAGGGAAAAACAUCGGAUUCCUUGGGAAAAACGGGAUCCCAGGAAAUCCCAAAUGUGGAGCAGGUGGAGGAUUCAGGAUUUUGGGGCUCCCACCUGAACCGGGCACCGAAAAUUCCCGGGAAAAGCCAGAGCAGGAGCGCCAGGCCGGGAAUUUCGGCAGAAUUUUAUGGGAUGAAGCUCAAAGCCAAACUGGGAACGACUGGGAAGGAGCCUCCUCUGACCCCUCGGAGGACCCCAAAUCCCAGAAGAAUCCCAAAAAUUCCCCAAUCCCAAAAAAACCCGGAGUGCGGAGCCGAAGCUUCACCAGCAGAGCCGUCACAGAAUGAAGGAAAAUCUGAAAAUCCCAAAAAAUCCGGAGAUUCCGAGGAAUUUGAAGACCUCGUCCUUCCUCCCUUGGUGCCGGGAUUGGGUCCCCUCAAGCUCCCAACGGGAAUAAAUCCCCAUUUUCCUUCCAUUCCCGAAAAAUUCCAGCAGCUGAAGCAGAGGGUGGCCCAAACUUUGGGAUCGCUGGAUCCCGGCUGGAUCCAGAGGUGCCAGGAAUCCCCUAAAAAACGGGAAUUCCCAGCGGGAUCCAUGAUGGAAAAAGAGGAAAUCCAGCCUGAAUCCAUUGGGAAUUCCGUGAGGAAAAGGCCCCGGGAAGGUGGAGGCGCCCCAGAGGCUCCGGCCAAGCUCCGGAGGGGCCUCCAAGGAUCUGAUCCAGGAAUUUUUGGGAUGAGGCAAAUCCAGAAGGAAAAUGAGGAUGAAGGAGAGGGGCCGGAAUCCCAAAAUGGAGCUGGGAAGGCACCGGAUCGCUUGGAAAAAAUCCUGGAAGAGGAGGAAAAGGAGGAAAAACCCAAACCCACGCGCAGAACCCGAGUCCAGCCCCGGAAUGGUGGGAAUUUCGUCCUCCUCAACCUGAAGAGAAAAACGUAUUCGCGCGGAAACCUGAGGGGAAAAUUCCUUCGGAAACGGGUAAAACCUUCCCAAUUUUUUUUUUUUUUUUGGGAAUCCCCAGCCUUUCCCCCGCUGGAAUUCCUGGCUUUGGAAUUUUUUUUCCCACAGAUUUGGAAACAGAAAUGGAGGAAAAAGUUCGGGGCCGGAUCCGAUCUUUGCUUCCGGUGUGGCGGGAAAGGCCACUGGGCCUCAGAAUGCCCAGGUCAGGCCAGGGUUUUUUUGGGAUUUCUGAGGGGAUUUUUUGGGAUAAAACAGUGGGAAAAGGGUGAGGGGGAUUCUUUUCCAUGGAUUUUAGAGGGAAUUGCCCAUUUUGUGUGUGCAGGAAAGGAUUUGGGAUCAUUCCAGGAGGAAAUUCCUGAGGAGGAGGAGGAAGCACUUCCCACUCUGGAAGAAGUGGCCCGAAGGACCAACGGCGUUUUUAUGCCGGAGAUUCCCGAUGGCGGCUCCAGUGCAGAAAAUUCCCAAAUCACCCCAAAUUCCCAGGAUUUCCUUCAGCCGGAAUUCUCCCCCCCAUCCCCUCCUCCACCCCCUGUGGAUCCCCUUUACCCCCCAAACCCUGACGGGACAAUCCCAGGUAAAUCCCAGAGCAAACCCAUGGAAAAAUCACAGAAUAAAAAACAUGGAAAAAAAAAUCCACAUUCCCACCUCCUGAAUCCCACAGAUCCUCCGGAAGAAGUCCUGGAAGCUCUGAGAAUUUUGGGAUACGAUUCCUUCCGGCCCGGCCAGGCCGAAGCCAUCAUGAGGGUCCUUUCCGGAAUCUCCACGCUGGUGGUGUUAUCCACAGGGAUGGGCAAAUCCCUGUGCUACCAACUUCCUGCUUUUCUCUACCACCGACAUUCCGGCAGCGUCUCCCUGGUCAUUUCCCCUCUCGUAUCCCUCAUGGACGAUCAGGUUUCUGGCCUCCCCUCAGCCCUCAAAGCCGUCUGCAUCCAUUCCAACCUCUCCCAAUCCCAGCGGGAAGCAGCCAUGGAAAAAGUGAGUAAAAUUCCCCGUUUUCCACCUUUAGGAUUGCAGAAAUCCGGGAUAAUCCAAAUUUUCCACCAGGUCAGGAGCGGCAAAGCCCAAAUCCUGCUGCUUUCCCCGGAAUCUCUGGUGGGAUCGGGAUCUUUUUCCCCUUUUUUCCGGGAUUUCCCUCCCGUGGCUUUCGCCUGCCUGGAUGAGGCUCACUGCGUCUCCCAAUGGUCCCACAACUUCCGGCCCGCUUACCUCCGGAUCUGCAAGGUUCUCCGGGAGCGCUUUGGGGUCCGAUGCUUCCUGGGCCUCACGGCCACGGCCACGGCGGCCACGGCUCGGGACGUGGCCCAACAUUUGGGAAUUCCUCCGGAAAACGGGAUCGGGAUCCGCGCCGCCGGAAUUCCCGAAAACCUGCGGCUCUCCGUGUCCAUGGAUUCCGACCGGGAUCAGGCGCUGCUGCGGCUGCUCCGAGGGCGGAAUUUCGGCUCCGCGGAUUCCGCCAUCGUUUACUGCACGCGCCGGGAGGAGAGCGAGCGGCUGGCGGCGCUGAUCCGCCGGGAAUUCCCGGGAAUUCCGCCCCCACAACACCCGGAAAACACCGGGAAAAAACAAAGGAAAGGGAAAAAUCAGGAAUUUUGGGUCUCGGCCGCGUACCACGCUGGGUUGGCACCCCGGGAACGGCGGAAAAUCCAACGGGAUUUCAUGGAAAACCGGAUCCAGAUCCUUUGUGCCACGAUUUCCUUCGGGAUGGGGUUGGAUAAAUCCGAUAUCCGGGGAAUUGUUCAUUACAACAUUCCCGGGAAUCUGGAGAGCUACGUGCAGGAAAUCGGGAGAGCCGGAAGGGACGGAAAUCCCGCCCGGUGCCACCUGUUCCUGGAGCCACAGGGUCAGGAUCUCCUGGAAUUACGCCGCCACAUCCAUGAGAAUUCCGUGGAUUUUUUGGCUGUCAAGAUCUUGAUCCAAAGGGUUUUUGCUCCUUGUAAAUGCCUGGAAAUCCAUGGAAAAAACCAGGAAAACUCCAAGGAAACCCCGGAAUUCCCAAAAAAUCCCCGGAUCUGCCGCGGCCACGAGCGCUGCAUCCCCAUCCAGGAAUUGGUGGAAACCUUGGAUCUUCGGGAAGAAGGGAUCGAGACCCUCCUGUGCCUCCUGGAGCUCCAUCCCAAGAAAUUCCUGGAGCUUUUCCCCUCGGUCCGUUCCCGCUGCCGGAUCCGAUUUCCCGGGAAUUCCACGGCGGCGCUCCGGGAAGCGGCGCGGGGGUGCCCCCCCUUGGGAUUUCUCCUGGCUCAGGAUCCCUCUGGAAGUUUGGGAAUUUCGGGAUGCCUGGAAUUCGACGCCGUGGCCCUGAGUGAUUCCAUGGGCUGGGAAUUCCGGAGGCUCCGCCAGAGCCUCAGGAGGAUCCCCUGGGAAUCCCGGAAAGCAGGAAAAAACUCCGGGAUCCAGGUGGAAUUCCAGGAAUUCUCCUUCUUCUUCCGAGCCUACGGAGACCUGGAUUCCCGGGAAUUGGAUUCCGUCUGUGAAUUCCUGCAUUCCCGAGUGCUCUCCCGGGAAAAGUCGGAGCUGCGGCGGCUCCAGCGCUGCUUCCGGGCCUUCCAGAGAGGGAUCCGACGGAAUCCGAGGAGGAGGAGGAGGAAAAAAAUCCGGGAAUUCCCGCGGACCAGGAAGAAGAAAUCCGAGCCGAGAUCCGGAAAUUCCUGGCGGCGUAUCCGGAGGAGGAAUUUUCGGGAAGAGCCGUGGCCAGGAUUUUCCAUGGAAUUGGCUCUCCCCGCUUCCCAGCCCAGAUUUUCGGGCGGGAUCGGCGCUUCUGGAGGAGGCUCCUCCCGCUGGAAUUCCGGAGCCUUUCCCGCUUGGCUUCCCAGGAAAUCCUGGCCUCCAGGUGAGGGAAAAACCGGGAAAAACCUCUGGAAAACCUCUGGAAAACCUCGGGAAAACCUCUGGAAAACCUCGGGAAUUUCAGCGAUUUUAUCGGGAUUUUAUUGGGAUUUUAUUUCUGGAAUUAAUAAAGGAACGGGAAAAAUCCCUGGGAUUGGAGCUUGGAGUUGUUUUCCUUAAAAAAAAAUGGGAAAGAUCCUGAAAAAAUGGGGAAAAU